Molecule: messenger RNA, 1200 nt
Organism: Phascolarctos cinereus (koala)
Lineage: Eukaryota; Metazoa; Chordata; Mammalia; Diprotodontia; Phascolarctidae
Source: RefSeq, a predicted model, not a curated record
GUUAAUACGCUUGCGCUAGCACGGCCCGAGGGGAGAAUCACGUGAGGCCGCUGUCCACCGAACAGUCGGGCGGCGAGGUUCCUCACCCGGGCCGCUAGGAGUAAGGGACCGACUACUAAUAGCAACCCAGGUGGCCCCUUCCCUCGCUGGUUUUAGGGAGUGUUUACACCGCCCGGGCAGCAGCAUCCGGGGGUUUGACCGGAAACUCCCUCUUUCUUCAGGUGGCCUAGGAGCCGGCGCGCGGCUCGGGGUCGCGACGCCCAGCCUGGAGUCAUGGCGCGGUGCGGGGCGGGCGGCGCGGGCCCUCGGGGCCCCCCGGGGGCCUGCAAGAAGGGGGUGGCCGAGCGUCGCCGGCUUCGGGCCAAGGUGUCGGAGCAGCUGAGCCAAGAUCUCCUUAGAUUGUUAGCUGUCACCGGUGACGCAGCGCGUGCCCCUCACCUCGCGUCGACGCCAUUCAGACCGGAACCUAAAGGAGCCGAGGCCCCGAGAGAGGACCUGUGUGCUGGAGCCUCUCGUCUCGCUACCGGCGGCCCUCGCCUCGUGCGGCUGCAGGGCAGGCGGGGUCCUACGUUGUUCAAAGCUCACAAAGCUGUGCUUUUAGCAAGAGUUCCAGACUUCUAUUUUCACACUAUUGGAAAAACAUUAAAUAAGGGGGAGAACCAUGUUCCUGUUGCUGUGGAAAACUUCGAACCUUCAGAAUUUAGGACAUUUUUACAGAUACGUGAAACAGGAUGGAUAAUGGAGAAAAAGGAGAACUACUCAAUUCUGUUUUCUUUGCAAAGGUGAAAAACCUUUACAAUGAGAAGUAUAGGACAAAAAUGGUUAAAGUGGUUACGGAGUCUAGAAAGCCAAGAAAAGGUGGUGAGAAGGCAGCCCUCAGUGACUUAAGGUUCCCCAGGUGCAGACAAGCUGUAGCCUAGGGUACUGAAAGAAGAGGUCAGUAUGAUUAGACAGUCAUCUUUCAAAGAUUGUGGACAUUGGAGAGGUGUCUCAGGACUGAAGAAAGGGAAAUGUUUUUCUGAUUUUAGAAGCAGGGAAGAGUGAGUCUGAAACAAAAGAACUUGCCUCUUCUUCUAGGCAACGUUUUAGAAUGUAUCAUUAAAGGAAGGGUUUUUGGGUGGUCAGAGCUUGCCGCUGGACCCAGGUGGCUCCGGAGGAGAGAGUGAUGCUGGUGACUGCACAGCCCUACCUCCCUUAAAU